AUGAUGACCAAUCUGCCUUGGCAAUUUGCAUCAUCAUAGAGAGGAGGGCGACAACUAGUACAAGGGUAAGUUGGACUGCCUAUGUAGUUAAAAAUGUUUUGCCAAAGAAUACUAUUGGCUGUAAUAUGUUUACAUCUGAAUCCAGCUAUAGGAAUGAAACUAGAUGUUAAUAUGUAAUAAGGAGUUGAGGAAAGAAAUAUAUCGGUAAAAAUUAAUCAUCAUACUAAUAGUGGAACUGAUGCAAGAGUAUUUAAUCUAAGAUUCUUAAUCGACUUCACUUAUUUUGAUCCCCAUUAAGGAUGCAUUCUUUUUUAUGCUGGAGGGUAUAAUGAUAUUUGGCAAUAUUAUAACAAGUCAGGAUUCAUAACAUAAGUCUUGGCCAAAGAAUUGAAAGCUCUGAUACUAUUUGGAGAACAUAGAUAUUUUGGAAAAUCAUUUCCUUUUGGUGACUCAAAUACUAGUUUUGAUGGGGAAAAUGUUGCCUACCUAACAGUGGAGCAAGCUAUGAUGGAUUAUGUUAUCCUUUUGAGAAUAAUUCGUACAUAACUAUUUCAAUAGUAUAAAGUAAAAUCAGAUUAUGCAGCUAUUGUAGUGGGUAGCUCAUAUUCCGGACUUCUAGCAGCUUGGCUUCGUAUUAAGUUUCCAUCAACAUUUUAAGGUGCACUUGCAUCAUCUGCCCCAAUGAGAAUGACUGAUAACUUAUCUAUUGACCCAAGUGCAUUUCAUGUCCAAAUCACUAAGAUAUAUGAAUAAACCAAUAACAAGUGCCCUGAUUUGAUACGAAAAGGAUUUAGUGCUUUGAUUUCUUGGAGUUAAGAUCAAAGUAGGUUCAAAGAAUUAUAAGAUAUAUGGGACACAUGCCGUGAGCCUAAGACUGAAAAUGAUGUCAAGAAUAUUAUAACUAAGGCUACUCUUUCUUUGACAAAAUUAGCAGUGGUUAAUUACCCUUAUCCAACACAUUUUAUGGCUCCCUUGCCUGCUUGGCCAGUAGCAGAAGCUUGUACUAAAGCAUUAGCUUUGUUGCCUGAACAUCCUCAGCUAAGUGAUUACAUAAAAGCAUUAAGCUCAAUUCAUAAAACUUUCAAGUGGCCAACUUGUCUACCACUUCCAGAAGAUGAAAGUGCUUCAUUAUACAAUCAAGUAUACGACUACUUCCACUGCAAUUAGAUGAUUUCAAAUUCUCUAUAUACCCGUAAUGGAGUAAGUGAUAUGUUUUUGCCAGCCUAAGAUUGGGAUCAAGAAGAAAUGACAAAAUGGUGCUACGAUAAGUACAAACUUAUUCCACAAUAUGACUGGGUCCUUGAUAAUAUUGGAGGAAGAGACCCUAAGAAAGACUUUUCUUCGAUUGAGAAUAUUAUAUUCAGCAAUGGAGAGAUAGACCCUUGGCUUUACGGAGGAAUAACAGAAGAGAUAAAUGAUAGAAUCAAAGUUAUAUUGAUUCCAAAUGCAGCUCACAGUUUAGACUUGGCUACACCGAACAGUGCUGAUCCUCCUUCACUUAUCUAAUCAAGAUUAGAAGAAAUUGAAACAAUAAAAUCAUGGAUCCUAAAGUAUGAUAGCAUUGGUAUAUCAUAAAUAAUUAAACCAAAACAAGAGUUGUGA
This is a messenger RNA of Stylonychia lemnae, 1602 nucleotides long. The record is from the annotation of a GenBank genome assembly. Lineage: Eukaryota; Ciliophora; Spirotrichea; Sporadotrichida; Oxytrichidae.